AUGGCCUACGAAUUGAAGAGCAAGACGCCUAUUUCUAGUCGAGACGGGGUGGCUCUAGCCUCUGACUACGAUCGUGACAAUGCGAAUCUGCAGCGGAUCGCCAAAAAGCCUGUCUUGAAGUUGCACUCUGCUAGGAACUUGGGAAACAGUUCUUGGCACAUUUACCGAACCUCUUACAAAUGGCGGCUCCGGCAGUGCCAUUUAUUCGUUUAUUUUCGCCUGGGUUGGCACCAUUUUGAUGUUCAUCGUCUUCGCGGAAUUGGCCUCAAUGCGCCGACCUCCGGAGGCCAAUACCACUGGGCAGCCAUGCUUGCCCCAGUCAAAUGUCAGAAGGUUCUGAGUUUCGUAACAGGAUGGCUUGCUGUAAUCGGCUGGCAGGCUGCUUUAGCUGCAUCCUCCUUCAUGACAGGACAGAUGAUCCGAUCGUUAGCCAUCCUUGGAAACCAACUCUACAAUGCUCUACCAUGGCAAGACACAUUGAUUAUCUGGGCUACUUUGAGUCUGUCAUUGACUGUCAACUUGAUUGGCGGCAAACUUCUCCCCCGCAUUCAGGUGGUCGUUUUGGUUCUUCAUAUCCUUGGUUUCUUCGCCAUCAUGAUUACCCUCGUGUACAUGGCCGAACCAAACACCGCAAAAGAGGUGUUUACGACCUUUCAAAAUGGGGGAGGCUUUUCUACCCAGGCAUUAUCAUGGUUUGUAGGCAUGACAGGCAGUGCUUUUGGGUUUGCUGGUGGAGAUGGUGUUGUGCAUAUGGCGGAAGAGAUCGCAAAGCCCGAAAGAGUGAUUCCUAGGUUGCGCGAGAUCACUGGCUAUGACUUUAUGGGCAUCUUCAUGGAAGCAACAAACUCCCUCUCUGGCACAAUAGCCAUGUGUUUGAUCGUGAUAAUUUUCUACGGCUGUGCCGUCAUGGGUCUUUUGACCGGAGCAUCUCGACAGCUUUGGUCUUUCUCGAGAGACAGGGGGGUACCGGGAUGGAGAUGGUGGAAACAGGUUUCCACUACAAGACAUUUACCGGUCAACGCCAUCCUCUUUUCAGUGACUAUCUCUACACUUCUGGGCCUGAUUAAGAUCGGCUCCACCCUUGCCAUGUACGACGUCGUGUCGUUGGCUGUGUCCGGCAUCUACCUUUCGUAUCUCGUCGUUGCCACCUUGCUCCUUAUUCGUCGAGUCCAAGGCUACAUCUACCAAUCCAGUGAUUCUGAGGACGAACUCGUCAAUGUACCCGGAGCAAAGUUAGUAUAG
This is a messenger RNA of Talaromyces marneffei, 1242 nucleotides long. RefSeq lists its product as uncharacterized. The coding region runs from base 1 to 1242 and encodes 413 amino acids. Gene Ontology annotation, molecular function: transmembrane transporter activity. Gene Ontology annotation, cellular component: membrane. Lineage: Eukaryota; Fungi; Ascomycota; Eurotiomycetes; Eurotiales; Trichocomaceae. The record is from RefSeq and is a predicted model, not a curated record. Gene Ontology annotation, biological process: transmembrane transport. The transcript has 9 exons.